Monopterus albus (swamp eel) is the source of this 3351-nucleotide messenger RNA. It is a transcript of the gene entpd5a, whose product is annotated as ectonucleoside triphosphate diphosphohydrolase 5a. Gene Ontology annotation, molecular function: hydrolase activity. The transcript is spliced from 13 exons. Bases 580 to 2085 code for a protein of 501 amino acids. The record is from RefSeq and is a predicted model, not a curated record. Lineage: Eukaryota; Metazoa; Chordata; Actinopteri; Synbranchiformes; Synbranchidae.
UUAGGCUGUAGCCAAAUUUCAGCACUUGUAAAUUUGUGAAAGUCCAAAGAGCUGCUGGGUGAAGGAAUUUCUGAGGUAGCUUACUAUGUAAGUCUUAAAUGCACCAAUAAAAAGUAGUUAAAGACAAUUUCUUUUGAGCUUCUUCAACCGGUUUCUCCUUUCCAAAAGGGGAUUUUUGGCACCAGAAUAACCAGUAUAGAUGAGGAGAGGGCAAGAGACAAAAAUAAUCCUGUUCUUAAAAAAAGGAAGUGUUUAUGGGAGGCAGGUAGUCAGUCUUCACUCAUCUCUUAUGAGGAGGGUGGGGGGAUGGGGGAACUCCUGGUGAAGUCGGGAUGUACCGCCACAGGAUUGGUGGAUGGCAUCUGUCAGUGUGGCUCCGUGCCAAGCCCUCAUGUCUUUAUAUACUGUAAACUGAUGACCUGACGGUCCUGAGUGUGCAUUGCGCCCCAUCUGCCUCUCUCCAUCUCCACUGCUCUCUCUGGGGCCUCUCCAGUCUUCUGCUCCAGCAUCCUCCAGGGCUGCUUCUUCACAGCUGUCCUUUUUUGCUCCAGCUGCCUCUUCUCUCCGGUUGUGACAACAAUGGCCACACCAAGCCGGCUCCUCACUUUGUCAGUGUGGCUUCUGGCUGCGAGCCUCAUAGCUGAGGCGACCUAUUACCGGUACCACCGCUACAUGCCCCACUAUAUCCGCUACCGGGAGCACACCGCCAACACGGACAACCACCUCCCUGAGGUCUCCAAUCCAGUGCCACGAGCCCCACAGCCCGGCGUGCCUACCUCCCCGGAAAUCCCCGAGGUCUUCCACCCGGCACCUGAAGUCAUCCACCCCAUACUAGAGACUUUGCCUGAAGUCGUGCAUCCUGCACCCGAGCCUUACCACCCACCUGUUGUUUACCAGCCGGUACCUGAAGCCUCCUCCCCUGUCAACAUCAUUCGGGUUUUCUAUGGGGUCAUGUUUGACGCUGGGAGCACAGGCACCAGGAUCCACAUCUAUAAGUUCAUCCAGAAAGACCCUGUUGAGCUGCCAGUUCUGGACAAUGAAAUAUACCAUGCAGUGAAGCCUGGAUUGUCUGCUUAUAAGGACAACCCUGAAGAGGGUGGCGACACCAUCCGACAGUUGCUGAAGAUUGUCAAAAAGACGGUGCCAGAGGAGGAUUGGAGGAGGACCCCGGUGGUCCUGAAGGCCACGGCAGGUCUGCGUCUGUUGCCUUCAGACAAGGCCAGUGCUCUUCUGAAGGAGGUGCAAGAGGUAUUUGAUGAAUCCCCUUUCUACGUGCCAAACAACAGCGUUUCCAUCAUGAAUGGAAAAAACGAAGGAGUCCUUGCGUGGGUCACAGUGAACUUCCUUACAGGUCACUUGUACUCCAACACAAAGAGGACAGUGGGGAUCCUGGAUUUGGGUGGAGGAUCUACACAGAUCACAUUUCUUCCUAAGUCAAGGAAAACCAUUGAGUCUGCUCCCUCCACUUACAUUGCUAGCUUCAACCUGUUCAACAAUACAUAUCAGCUCUACACACACAGCUACCUUGGAAAUGGACUGUUUGCAGCUCGACUGGCGACUCUCGGAGCACUAGGAGCUGACGGCCUAGAUUGGAGAGUCUUCACAAGUUCUUGCCUGCCGAAAAAGUUCAGAGAAGAUGUGGCUUUUGGAGGAACCACCUACAAAGUUAGCGGGAUUCCAGAUGGCUAUGCAGGCUAUAAGCUGUGCUACUAUGAGGUGAUGAAGGUAGUCAAAGGAAUCGUGCACCAGCCUUAUGAAGUAAAGGGCAGCAGCAUCUUCUACGCUUUCUCCUACUACUUUGACAGAGCAGUGGAGACUGGCCUCAUCGAUGGCAGUCGGGGUGGUACGGUUGAAGUUAGGGAUUUUAAGAAGAAAGCCAAGGAAGUGUGCAACAAAAUGACCAAAUACCGUGCUAUCAGCCCCUUCCUCUGCAUGGAUAUGACAUAUAUCACUUGUCUGCUAAAGGAGGGCUUUGGCUUCAAGGACAGCACUGUGUUGCAGCUAUCCAAGAAGGUGAACAACGUGGAGACAAGCUGGGCCCUGGGUGCAACCUUUGACUUCUUCAGAAAUUUCAACAUUCACUAAGGAUACUCUGUCAUUGUGGGGGCUUCCCGUCUUCUAUCCGCCCCCCGAUCAGCCCGUCCCCUCACAGGCACACCCGAUCCCACCGACAUACCUCUCUUCUCGACCUCAGCACCCUGUAAACUCUCUAAGAACUGUUGAAAAAAAAAUCACUAUAUUUUUCUAAGGCCAGCUAUUUCUACUGUAUGUUGAGCUCAUUACUGACAGACUGACUUUAUUUAUGUAGAACGUUUACAUUUUUGAUUCCUUAUGGGUGUCGGAUCUGAAAUGUCUUUCCCGCCUACCUGGAAAGAGAAGCAGUACAAUCAGUCACGGUAUUUCGGUGCUUACUGUGGUCCUGGUGUGCACUGUACUACAGUCCAACAGAAAAACAAUUAAGAGAUGAGUUGUAAGUGCAACCAUAGUUGUCUUUCUAAAUUCUUGUACCUCAUUCUUUUUAUUCUAGCAGUACAUUAUCACACAGGACCCUAAUUCAUUCGCCCCUAGCCUGAGACAACAGAGACACUAUUGGAAAUGGAGCAGCUGAAACAAACAGCUUCUUUUCUUCAACUUUGCACUUAACACUUUAAUUGCAGACAUUGUAGCUAAGACAUGAACAGGUGCUCUGAUGUUGUGAUGUCAACUGAAGAGUUGUAUAUAUUAAUCACGGUGUUGGAUUCACCAUGACUCGGGUUAAAGAGGCCAUGGAGACAUGCCUCUCACAGAUUGUUACAUGUACAAGCUUAAUGCCUGUAUUUUUAAAGUUGAACCAUUAUUGUUCGUUUUGACUAGAGUGGGGAAGACCUUGUCAAGCAUGGAUAAAUUGUAGGGGCUCCAGUUCUUAACUGUAUUGUAGACUAGCACUAGAAACACCUCUCAUCAAGGGUAGAUGGUGCAUCCAACAACAUAAUUUAUAACCAUUACAUGUAAACAGAUAUUGUGUAAAGGAGUCUGAAACAUGACUCCUUCACUUGUUGCUGAUUACUCAAAAAUAUUAGUAAUAUUCUUUAUCAUUUCUCUUAACUGUACAAAUAUUUAAAUAACUGAAAGUCUACCUAGAGUAUUUUAAUUAUCCUUGUCCAAUAUUAACUCCUGAACCUCUGUGUAACUGCCAAGUCAUGCCUUUGCUGGAUUUUUUUUUCAGUAUUUAACAUGUUCAGUAACUACUGCUGUAUAUACACAAUGUAAAAUUUGUGAAAUCAUUUGACAGGAAUUGCUUUUACAUUGCAAAACCUUUUGCUGCACAAAUGCUCACAAAUGCCUCUAGGUUCAUCAGUAUGAAAAACCUGA